AUGUCCGUUGAUCCUCCCAAGCGAGACAAGUUUGCCGCUCUGGCGCAACAAUUGCAACUGAAGCAGGCGUCAUCCAAUGUUUCUCAAUCGAUACAAAUCGCUCCACAAGGUGAUAAGCUGGCCGCCAUGGGGGCAGCACGAUCAACUAACGAAGAUUCGCUGUCGAAUCGAAGUGAUGCGCUACGAGCACCCCGUCGGGACAAGCUAGCCGCCAUGGGACAACGGAUUUCACCGAGCACUGGUGAAGCAUCACUGUUGCCGGAAUCACCGAAACAGAAAGAGCAAGAAGAGGCUCAAGAAAGCCGCAGGAACGCUAUGGAAGAACGGGCUCGACAGCGCGACUCCGUCUGGAAGGAUCUCGAAAGGGCAGAAGCAGCAACCAUUAAGCUCCUCCAACUUGCCCAAGAAACAGCAGCGACAUUAGCGGACGCGACAAAUUCCGUGAUACCGUUGACAACGCUGUCUAAAAAUGCCGCGGCUUAUCGUGAUACUCUCUCGAACAUUCACGAUUGGCUUUCACCACACUCGUCUCUCGUCGUUGCCUACCAGGCACCCUCGCGCACCAAUCAUGUGUACGAGGCCCGGGUAGAAUGGCGGCUAGCCGAAGAGAAACGAGCGCUUCUGCAAGAGUUCUUGCGCCUUCAUAAACACCAGGAAAGUGUCGCAAUAGAGGACGAUGCACUGCCUGUAACGGAUAUCUUGAAGCGGAAACGAGACGAAUAA
Messenger RNA from Phaeodactylum tricornutum CCAP 1055/1, 723 nucleotides. RefSeq lists its product with no specific name. The coding region runs from base 1 to 723 and encodes 240 amino acids. Lineage: Eukaryota; Bacillariophyta; Bacillariophyceae; Surirellales; Neidiaceae. The transcript has a single exon. The record is from RefSeq and is a predicted model, not a curated record.